CUUAUCUGGCUCAGCCUUUUGAUCACCACGACUAGCACUCAUAAGCACGCUUGGAAUUCUUUGGCUUGUUCUAACCUACCUCUGGAUAGGUAGACGGGGUACAGCGUCAUCUCGAUGUCUCCGAAUGACUGGAUCUCUUGGGGCUUGCCACCAUGACCGCCACCGCGGAGGUCAUUAUUCUGUCGUCCUCGCCAGAACACAAUCCAGCGAGUACGCCUGCGCCACCUAAAUUCGACGCUCAAAAGCUCUUCGGGCUUUCGCCUAUCGAUACUUCGACCCCUCAACUGCCUUCUCCGUCAGACCUUUUCCGGGAUCAAUCACGAUCAAGGUUCUUCGACAGCGGGAAACAGCCCGACAAACGGACCCGCAAGCCCACGAAGACCACAUGCAAGUCGACGGAGGCCGCAAAGUCGGAUGCGACAGGAGUAGGGGUCAAAGGGGAUCAAGUUGAGGACAAAGUGAAGAAGAGAGGGAGGCCAAAGAAGAAGGAUAGCGCCGAAGCUUCAAAUGACGGUCCGACCGAGACGAUAUCGACGAAAAAGCCGCCGGCUACGGAGAGGAAAACCAAGACUUCCGGAACCACGAUAAAGCGCGACACAGCUGCGAACAAGACCAUAUCCGGGAGGGUUGGGAAGGCUAGUGCUUCGUCACAGUCAAGCAAAGGACAAAUUGGCAAGAAGGCGGGACCCCCUUCAACCCCGCAGGUCUCUUCAAAGCAGGACUCUGCAAUUGAUGCGCAGGACUGGACAAAGGAUGGCCUGCAGAUUGAGCAAGCACUGAAGAGAAGAUUGGAUUGGACGCCCACUGAACUUACUGUGGGACAAACCAGCAAAUUAGACAACAAUUUGGCUCAGGACACAAAUGAAACCAGAAGUUUUGGAACCAUGUUAUCUGAGUUUGGCUUUGGUGGUGUUCCUGCUUCCCGAGUCGAAAGUCAGGCAUUGGAGGAUACCGGCCCUACUAAGAGGAGGCGUAUUGAAUUGCUUAACUCUAGGAUAUGCUCCGGAAACAAGCCGAGCGACAAUGAUAGUAGCGAUAAACAUUCUACCGAAGGUGGAAGCUCAAAUUUAAAAGCCUCGUCAGUCGCGAAGAAAAGCAAGAAGCCUACAAAAAAGUUCUCAACGCUUACGGCGCGAGUAACGGCUCAAUAUCUCACCGAUUCUGCGCAGGCUAUGGACGAUUCGGAAAUGAGCACUACGGCUAGUAUUUCGUCGUCUCUUGCCUCCAGAAAACCGACAAUAAAGAAGGGGAAGUCAAAUGCUAAAGCACGAGAACCAGAGCUUGUCAUUCUCUCGCCACAGGCGGCCGUCAGAUCUCUUCAUGAUCAAGAGCUGGUAUUUGGCACAUGCAGUCAGUUGGAACGUGAAGACUCUCCUACUCUGAUAAGAGAAUUGCAGACAGCGAUUCGGGAAUCAGAGCAAAGCCUAGCACUGGAGACAAGCACUCGCAUCAGCCAUAGUGCAAGUAACGACCAAUCACUAGCAGUUUCGCGCUUCACAGCCUCGAGGAAUCUUUGGUCUGUUGCAGCCCGUGAUACUGAUGGGUCAGUAUUGCCGGUAGAGGUUGUCGAUCUAGUAGAUGGAUCGGAUACGCCUAAGCCUCGUCCCACAAUCAACAACGAAAACACUGCGGGAAAGGAGGAAGAGACUGCAUCGGUAACGUCCAAGACAGGAACAAUUCCGGAUACACAGGAGUCUGGUGACGAAUCUUCCAGCUCUAACACUGAGAUCUCAAACACCCUUGACAACCAAACAAGUGUGACUACAUCCCAACCAUCAGCACCAAGGCCUGAGAUGCCACACUUCAGCAGUUUCACAGAUGCUCAGCUAUGUAAACGAAUUGCCUCCUAUGGCUUCAAGCCUAUAAGAAGUCGCCCGAAGAUGAUCGAGAUCCUUACCAAAUGCUGGGAAUCUAAGAAUGGUACAACUCACCCAAGUGUACCAGAAAACCCAGCUCCCCAACCGCCUACUGCAUUAACGUUGGGAACAACCACCCACAAAGGCCCAACCAAAGGCACCACCAAGCCACGUAAAACUACAGCUACCAAGAAAACAAAUACAAGAUCUAAGCACAAAACCUCGUCAGAGCCAUCAAACCCGGAAAGAACAACAUCAUCAUCGUCAUCAAAACCAGGAACUACGAAGAGCAAAAAAGCGCGAACCUCGCAAAACAUCCACCAAACCACCAAGCCCACUCACAAAACUGCUACGAGCACCAGUACUAUCCCAACAUACUCCUUUGCCAACGUCGAAGAAAUCCAAGACUCUGAAGACGACGAAAGCAUCCCCUCCCCCAGCCGCCUACAAGCGCGAUACCUCCACCACCAUAACCCAACCACCCAACCGACAAGCCUACCAACCACAACGACAACCACGACAAUCCUCUCACCAAGCCCAACACGUCGAAGAAGGCCAAAUCCAACCAAAAAUACCAAGGCUAGCGCAACAACAAGCACAGGUAUAGAAACCCCCAACCUCCACGAUCAAAUCACGCAGGCCGUGCACCUCCAACCCCGCCUCCGACCCACCAGCGUGAGCAGACAACCCAGCUGGCACGAGAAGAUCCUCAUGUACGACCCGAUCUUCCUGGAGGACUUUACGACCUGGCUGAACACGGAGGGACUAGGGCUCGUGGACGAGGAUCGGGAGGUCGGCGCGGCGCUGGUGAAGGAGUGGUGCGAAGGGAGAGGGGUAUGUUGCUGCUAUCGGAAAAAGGGGCGGGAGGGUUGA
Molecule: messenger RNA, 2729 nt
Organism: Aspergillus homomorphus CBS 101889
Lineage: Eukaryota; Fungi; Ascomycota; Eurotiomycetes; Eurotiales; Aspergillaceae
Gene: slx4
Product: protein slx4
Exons: 2
Coding region: 153-2729 (858 amino acids)
Biological process (GO): DNA repair; DNA replication
Cellular component (GO): nucleus; Slx1-Slx4 complex
Molecular function (GO): 5'-flap endonuclease activity
Source: RefSeq, a predicted model, not a curated record